Lichtheimia ornata is the source of this 1059-nucleotide messenger RNA. RefSeq lists its product as uncharacterized. The record is from RefSeq and is a predicted model, not a curated record. NCBI's taxonomy places the organism in Eukaryota, Fungi, Mucoromycota, Mucoromycetes, Mucorales, Lichtheimiaceae. The transcript has a single exon. Bases 1 to 1059 code for a protein of 352 amino acids.
AUGAGACUCUGGAUUUCCAUUGCAGCAGGCAUUCCACUGGGUGCUACUGUCAUUCACCAUUUUCGAUCACUGCCAUGGUUCGAAUACGUUAUCAACUCGUAUCCCGAAUUCAAAUACUCCAUUGACACGGGUGUGAGUGUCGUCGACCAACCGGUCAGCUUGGUUGCCAAUGUGUUUGGCCACGCCAUGAACAAUACUCUUGGAUACAACCUUUCAUGGAUACUGCUCGGUAUUUUCGGUGUGGUGUUGAGCAUGAUGGCUGUUGAAGGUUCACGUCAAAAUGCAAGUCGCUUACUGGCGUGUUUCCCAUUAUGGGGUCUGGCGUGCAACUUUAUGGGCAUGGCAGUGCAACCCUUGUUUUGGUUACCGGUCUUUUAUGCUUCGUUUGAUAAGGUGGCAUCCAACAAUGUCGAAGCUCAUUUUAUUCGCAACGCUCGCUCCAAUGCUAUCUUGGUGGUCAUGGUCGCUGUCUAUGUGAUUCCUACUGCAUUCAUGCUCUUGGCAACCGAACCCGAGUCCUCCAUGCAACGCAUCAUCAUUGUCGUAUGGCAAUUUUUACCUCUUUUGAUGGGUCCUCUAUUGAGCAUGGCAACCUCCUCUCUAAAGUGUCUGGAUGAACCUGAAGAUCUUCGCAUGAAUGAAAUCGCACGUGAAAAGAUCCGCGUCGCUGACAGCCGUAACGCCGUCGAACGUUUGUACAUGAUCUUGGGUAUCUUCAACACACUUAUCUACUAUGGCAUCUACAUUCGACUCAAGAUGGACAACAUGCUCAGCUGGGAAACGUUUGUUGAUCUUACAACUCUUUACAGUGGCAAACUCACAGCACUGUCGAUGGAACAAAUGGGUCAAAUUAUUACCAACCAUGCCUUCUUCAUUGAAAUUAUCAUCGCCUACAUCACGUGUCUCUUUUGGGCGCUCUUGGAAAGUGGCAUGAAGGGUGCUUUUAUCAUGCUCAUUGCUUCUAUCAUCAUUGGUCCUGGUGCUGGCAUCUGCUUGUACGCUGUGUAUCGUGAAGGUCAUAUCCAAGACAUUGAAAAGGUCGUCAAGAAGAACGAGUAA